Molecule: messenger RNA, 675 nt
Organism: Suillus clintonianus
Lineage: Eukaryota; Fungi; Basidiomycota; Agaricomycetes; Boletales; Suillaceae
Exons: 4
Coding region: 6-656 (216 amino acids)
Source: RefSeq, a predicted model, not a curated record
CCAAUAUGUCCUACCCGUACAAGAAUGACGGUCAUGGCUUUAACUAUGACAUGCAUAACGCCGCGAUGGGUAUACACGAAGUUGUGCAUCCCCACCAAGUAAGCGGUGACUCGUUUCUUGGGAGCAAAGGUAUUUCUAAUUCGCCAGCGUCGUCUUCUAGUACCUCUCGCAGAGCGGAGACAUUUGUCCCGAUGAACAUUCAACGGGGUCACAGAGACGGCUCUUGGACUGUUCUUUUUCAGGCGAAUGCAGAAAGAAACAGUAUGAGCAUUCCGUUGCAUGAAUGUAUCUACCCCAGCGGUGGAAUGCGUUUGAAAGACGCCCAAGAGAUCAUGUUCCCGACCCUCGACCGCAAUCAGGCCAGGGUUUUCAACCUCAUCAUCGCUUGGCCCGGAUACGACACAUUGGAGUACCCUAUUGACAUCGGGACGAAUGAAGCGCCCAUCACAAGGGGUGGGCUCGCGCGUCAAAUCGCAUAUCAAUUUUUCGGGUUUUUUACCCAAUGCAAUAACGGUAUGCUUACUCAGAAGUCUGAUUUCAAGUGGAAAGUUGGAGGGCCCGACGGGUAUUCGUUUAAUCAAAUGAACCUCUCGACAUUCUGGAACGUCGAAGGCACUUCCUGGAGUGCCUCCGUCAGAGUCCUGACUGUUGUUUAGCAUUAACUUGUUAUCUUCC